CUUUGCAGUGGGUGGAGACAGGAUAGCAAGUAGAAUCGAAAUCGCCUUUUUGACAUCUAACAUAAAAAAUACUGUUUAACUUAAACUUGAUGAAUGAAUGCGUUGAUAUUUCCUACUGUUGCACCUACAUCGAGGCAUAUCGUUGCGGAGGUUCAUUCGAUCGCGUCAAUCCUCUGGAACGUUUCUGCGGAGAGUAACGUAUGCUCUGGAGCUAGUAAUGCUGUCUUAGCUGAAACGUUUCAGCUGCAGUGAAGAAAAUACAUUUUCAGUUUUAUCGAAACUCCCCGGUGUAUCGGCGCCUGGCUAGCGGGAGGCGGAGCAUGCGUGUGAGAUCAGAGAUCAGAUUGGACGUGGAGCUGUGAUGCGUGCGGCGAGCUGCAGGAUGAACGUGGCGGCCAUUCUGAAUGGCCUGCUGGUUUCGGUGGUGGCAGCACUGCUCUGGAAGUACGUGAGGCUAAGCGAGCACGCUGCAGUACUGGAGGAGGAGCUGCAGCUGACCCGCCAGUCCCAGGAGCUGUCCCAGGCCCGGAUAGACUACCACGCCGCUCUGCUGGCCCUUCAGGAGCAUGGCACCCGCAUGGUCUGCACCGGCAAGAUGCACACUGACCGCAUCUGCCGCUUCGAUUACCUGUGCUACUGCACCGAGGCCGAAGAGUUUGUCUUCUUCCACAGCAACUCCUCCUUCAUGUUGCCCAACCUGGGGCCCCGGCGCUUCCAGCCGGCCCUGCUGGACCUGUCCUCUGUGGAGGAUCACAACACCCAGUACUUCAACUUCCUGGAGCUGCCCGCAGCUGCCCUGAAGUUCAUGCCCAAGCCUGUGUUUGUCCCUGACGUCACCCUCAUCCUCAACCGGUUCAAUCCGGAUAACCUGAUGCACGUGUUCCACGAUGACCUGCUGCCCAUCUUCUACACCAUGCGGCAGUACUCGGACCUGGACGAUGAGGCCCGCCUGGUCUUCAUGGAGGGCUGGGGUGAGGGCGCACACUUUGACCUCUACCGCCUGCUGAGCAGCAAGCAGCCACUUCUCAAAGAGCAGCUGAGGAACUUUGGCAAACUUAUGUGCUUUACUAAGUCCUACGUGGGCUUGUCCAAGAUGACCACAUGGUACCAGUACGGCUUCGUCCAGCCACAGGGCCCCAAAGCCAACAUCCUGGUCUCUGGGAACGAGAUCCGGCAGUUUGCCUCAUCGCUGAUGGAGAAGCUCAAUAUCACCACGCGAGGAGAGGAGAGCGUGGCGGAGGAAAAGGAUGAGUACUUCGUAGUGUUCAGUCGCUCCAUCAACAGACUAAUCCUGAACGAAGCGGAGCUGAUCCUUGCGUUAGUGCAGGAGUUCCAGAUGAGAGCCGUGACGGUAUCUCUGGAGGAGCAGAACUUCCCCAGAAUUGUCAAGGUCAUCAGCGGGGCCUCCAUAUUAGUCAGCAUGCACGGGGCCCAGCUGGUCUCCUCUCUCUUCCUCCCCCGGGGGGCCGUCGUAGUGGAGCUCUUCCCCUAUGCGGUCAACCCAGAGCAGUACACUCCUUACAAAACCCUGGCCUCUCUACCAGGCAUGGACCUGCAGUAUGUGGCCUGGAGGAACCUGGUGGAGGAGAACUCUGUGGCCUACCCAGAGAGGCCCUGGGAACAGGGAGGUAUAGCCCACCUGGAUAAGGAAGAGCAGGAUCACAUCCUGACCAGUAAGGAAGUACCUAGACACCUGUGCUGCCGCAACCCUGAGUGGCUCUAUCGUAUUUACCAGGACACCAUAGUGGACAUACCUUCUUUACUAGAGGCUCUCAGAGCGAUUGUGAAAACCAGGCCCAACCUGAAGAAGGCCAAGCCUGCCAGCACGGUCCACCCGGGCCGGGUCAGAGAGCCCCAGUGCCAGACGUCGGUCCAGGCCACCAACGAGGCCAAGCUGACUGUGUCCUGGCAAAUCCCCUGGAACCUGAGGUACCUGAAGGUCAGGGAAGUGAAGUACGAAGUGUGGAUCCAGGAGCAAGGAGAGAACACGUACAUGCCUUAUAUUCUCCCCCACCAGAACUAUACCUUCUCUGAAAACAUCAAACCCUUUACGACGUACCUGGUGUGGGUGCGCUGCAUCUUUAACAAACACCUCCUGGGGCCCUUUGCCGAUGUACUCAUGUGCAGGACAUAAUUUGAGUUGAUAUUUACAGUUUCAAGUAUGUGACUGCUUGUUCCAGAUGAUCAGAUAUUGGGGCUGUGGAUUAUUGAAAGUGAUGCUAGAAAGGUUCUGUAUCAUUUCAGCCAGCAGUUUUGAAAGUAGCGCUCACGAGCCAAAAUGGUUCCCAGAAAAUUGUGCACAAUUGUAUACGAUGUCAUCCAUUUUGUAUGAUAUGUUACGUCCUGCACAAUAAAUGUAUGUUCCCUACAAUUCGUAUGAUAUGUUACGAAUUUGUAAGUGCUUUUAAGAUCCCGUUCAAUCUCGUUAAUAUGAAAAUCUGUGAUUGAGGAUCGUCUCCGAUUUGAGGAUAGUUGAUAUGAUGUAAUCUGUAUCUAGGAUGAGAGACUGUGCUGUUUGAUGAGACAACCAUGUCCUCACAGAGAGUGAAAUGCAAUGGAAAUUCAAUGGCAUUUAGCAUGGGACGCAGGAACACGAGUCACGAUUUAAGGAUGCAUUGUCUGUACCAUAGGCAGAAAGUACUAUACAAAGUGUCUUUUUGAGAUAAAGGAAUUUCUUUAAUAUACUUAUUAAUAUACUUUUUUAUUAGUCUUAAACACUGAACCUAUCUAUACCUGUACUUAUUUGAGUAUGUAAUGUAGGUUUUCAGCAAAGCCCAGAUUUGAUUGGUUUGUGAUUUGUUAUCUGAUAAAUCACAACUUUGUGGCUUAGCCUACCCUCCUGCACAAAGUUGUAGCUUUGUCAUGUUGCCUUUCUAAUUGGCAAUUUCCAUAGUUGUUUGCAGAAUGUUGCCAAAACCUUAAAGGGAUACUGUAAGAUUCUGGCAAUUUUCCACUUACCCAGAUUCAGAUGAACUCAUGGGUACCAUAUUUAUGCCUCUGCGUGCAGUAUGAAGGAAGUUAGAAGUAGUUUCACGAGCCAAUCCUAACUAGCAGCACAAUGACUGGAAGUCUAUGGGUAUCUGCUAGCUGGGUAUCUGCUUCAGGCCUGGACAAUUCCAGUCCUCAGGGGCCUAAUUGGUGUGACACUUUUCCCCCAUCCCUAGCAAACACACCUGAUUUUUAAACUAAUUACAUGUUUAACUGAAGCUCAUGAUUAUUUGAUUAUUGGAGUCAGGUCUGUUAGCUGAGUUAAAAGUGUGACACCAAUCAGGCCCCAGAGGACUGGACUUGCCCAGGCCUGCUAGCUGCAGAUACCCAUACAUUUCCAGUCAUUGCGCUAACUCCAGUUAGCAAUUAUGCUAGGGAUAGUUAGCAACUUCCUUCAAACCGCAAUCAGAAACAUAAAAAGGGUGUCCAUGAGUUCAUCUGACCCUGGGGAAGUAGAUAAAGGGCCCCAUUGCCAAAAUCCCAAAGUAUCCCUUUAAGAGAACCCAAAGUGAAUUUGAAAAUGUGGUUACAGUACCAUUAAGUAUGUGUUAUUAGUUGUAAUUGAAUUAUCUUGUGCUUCAUUGAGGCUUUAAUAUUAAUUCAAGGCGGAAAAUAUGUUGGCAGUUUUCUAAAGAUGCUGACUAAAACAUGCAUUAUUCCUUCAAAUGUAGCAGUAUUUUAAGAACAGUGUUCCUCUAAAUUAAAAUAAAGAGAAUCUAUUAUGUAUUUAUGUGAAAGGUUCUGUAGCUAUGCGGUGCAGUUGCUAGAUAUGCAAGGGUUAGUUCUAUUUCUUUCAGAAAAACUGGAGCUUCUUUAAUCAGUUUCUUUGUCAUUGCCCUGUGUGUCAAAAGAUAAAUAUAAAAAGGUUCAUGUCACUUCAGUGUCCCCAUUACAGCAAUUCUGAGUUCAAUUGUCCUAUUUUUUUUUAUUUUUUUAUUCAGUCCACACAGGUGCAGAAAAUGAUCAGAAUUUCCUACUUACUAUUAAUCGGUACCAUUUCUGAUUGGGAUCAUAGAAAAUUUGCGCAGGUUAUAUGCAUGCAUUAACUUGUGAAAUAAUUAGCCUGUGAUGCUUUGGUAAUGACUACUAAGCCCUGAAUCAAACUGGAGGAAUAACCCAUUCUAUGGCUCAUCAGUGCUGCUAACCAUGCGUGGUUCAGUGGCUGUAUCCCAAAUGAAACCCUCUUCCCUUUAUAGUGUACUACUUUUGACCAAGAACUAUAAAGGUCACCAGAGCGUAAAAGUAGUGUUCUAUAGGGAAUAGGGUGCCAUUUUGGGACUCAGCCCAAGUUUGAUGGUGUGCAAUGCUGCCUGUUACAUUUCAUUGCCUUGUGGUGUGCAAAACCAAAGUAUGACUAGCUUCCCAGUAUGUACCAAGCCUUCAGAGUAAGAGUGCUGAUGUAGGAUCAGCUGCAGCCCUCCUGUCCUACUAAGCGUAUAUACAUUGCCUUCAGAAAGUAUUUACACCCUUUGACUUUUUCAACAUUUUGUUGUUACAAAGUGGGAUUAAAAUGGUUGAAAAAAAACGUACAAUUAAAUCCAUCUACAAAUAAUCAAAUGUCAAAGUGGAAGAAAAAUGACACUAAUACAGUAUAUCUUUAUAAGUAUUCAACCCACUUAGUCAAUACAUGUCUCUCUGGGCAAGUCUCUAACAGAUUUUUACACCUGAAUUGUGCAACAUUUGCCCCUUUAUUCUUUUCACAAUUCUUCAAGCUCUGUCAAAUUGUUUGUUGAUCAUUGCUAGACAACUGUUUUCGGGUCUUGCCAUAGAUUUUCAAGCAGAUUUAAGUCAAAACUGUAACUCGGCCAUUCAGGAACAUUCAGUGUCUUCUUGGUAAACAACUCCAGUGUAGAUUUCACCUUGUGUUUUAGGUUAUUGUCCUGCUGAAAUGUGAAUUAAUCUCCCAGUAUCUAGUAGAAAGCAGACUGAACCAGGUUUUACUCAAGGAUUUUGCCUGUGCUUAACUCCAUUUCAUUUCUAUUUUAUCCUGAAAAACUCCCCAGUCUUUAGCGAUUACAAGCGUGCCCAUAACAUUAUACAGCCACUUCUAUGCUUGAAAAAAAUGGAGAGUGGUACUCAGUAAUGUGUUGUAUUGGGUUUGCCCCAAAAAUAACACUUUGUAUUUAGAACAAAAAGUGAAUUGCUUUGCCACGUUUUUCUCAGUAUAACUUUACUGCCUUGUUGCAAGCGUAAUGCAUGUUUUGGAAUAUUUUAAUUAUGUACAGGCGUCCUUCUUUUCACUCUGUCAAUUAGGUUAGUAUUGUGGAGUAACUACAAUGUUGUUGAUCCAUCCUAAGUUUUCACCUCUCACAGCUGCUCAAAGGGAUAUUCAAUGUCUGUUUAUUUUAAAUAUUUUUUUAAAACUUAUUUAGGCUUGCCAUAACAAAGGGGUUGAAUACUUAUUGACUCAAGACAUUUGAGCUUUUCAUUUUUAAUUAUACUGAACAAAAAUAUAAACACAACAAUGAACAAUUUUACUGACUUACAGUCAUAAGGAAAUUAGUCCAUUUAAAUUCAUUAGGCCCUAAUCUGUUGAUUUCACAUGACUGGGCAGGGGCGCAGCCAUGGGUGGGCCUGGGAGAGCAUAGACCCACCCACUUGGGAGCCAGGCCCACCCACUGGGGAGCCAGCCCGGCCAAUCAGAAUGAGUUUUUCCCCACAAAAGGGCUUUAUUACAGACAGAAAUACUCCUCAGUUUCAUCAGCUGUUCGUGUGGCAGGUCUCAGACAAUCCCGCAGGUGAAGAAGCCGGAUGUGGAGGUCCUGGGCUGGCAUGGUUACACAUGGUCUGGUCUAAAACUGUUGGAGGUGGUUUAUGGUAGAGAAAUUAACAUUCAAUUCUCUGGCAACAGCUCUGGUGGACAUUCCUGCAGUCAGAAUGCUAAUUGCACGCUCCCUCAACUUGAAACCUCUGUGGCAUUGUGUUGUGUGACAAAACUGCACAGUUUAGUGGCCUCUUAUUGUCCCCUGCUCAAGGUGCACCUGUGUAAUGAUCAUGCUGUUUAAUCAGCUUCUUGAUAUGCUACACCUGUCAGGUGGAUGGAUUACCUUGGUAAAGGAGAGAUAAUACUUAACAGGGAUUUAAAGAAAUGUGUGCUCAAAAUUGGAUAGAAACAAGCUUUUUGUGCGUAUGGAACAGUUCUGGGAUCUUUCAUUUCAGCUCAUGAAACAUGGGACCAACACCUUACAUGUUGCGUUUAUAUUUUUGUUCAGUAUAAUUUAGAAUUUUUGGGGAAAUCAUCAUUCCACUUUGACAUUAUGGUGUAUUGUGUGUAGGCCAGUGAAAAAAAUCUAAAUUGAAUCCAUUUUAAAUUCAGGCUGUAACACAACAUAAUGUGGAAGAAGUCAAGGGGUGUGAAUACUUUCUGAAGGCACUGUAUUGUGAUCUAAAAGGUUAAACUGUCCUAAAUCAGCACUCUUACUCUGAGCGCUUGACAUGCGGCCCCAGAUCUCUCUGUCCCGCGGUUGAGUUUUCAGCAGAGGGCACAGGUUUGAAACUAGUUUGACGUUUUUUGAGGCAGCUGAGAGUGGUGACAGGAAUCUGUGAAUCAAUAGCAUUGGAUUGGGUUUCUCUCUUCCCCUAAAACAGCACUAGUGACACACAGAUUGCCAGUGCCAAUUCAUAGACUUUGCAAUGCGUUGCAUUGUUGAUUAUUGGUGUAAUCAUUUAAUGGACAUUAAUGGUGUCAUAAUAAUCAAGGGAUUUAAAUGCAGUGCUGACUGGCUAGUAUUAAAAUAUCCUACCCAUUGUGCUGUACCCAUUGAGGUAUCCUACUGACGAACUAAAUUCCACAUUAACUGGAAUUUGUCCCUUUUUUGAGAUGUUUCGGUUUGAAAGUCCAACUUGAACUGUUAAAAAAAAAAAAAAGAUGUUCUCAAAUGCAGUUCUGUCAGUGUUUGUAUUCAAGAGAUUAUUUUGAACUGUUGUUGUUCAAUGUGAUGUUAUAUUUUGUGUGUUUGUUUUGCUUGUGGUUGUGUAUACCACCUCCAGUAAAUAAAUUAUAUUUGCUAAGA
This is a messenger RNA of Salvelinus fontinalis (brook trout), 7001 nucleotides long. RefSeq names its product protein O-linked-mannose beta-1,4-N-acetylglucosaminyltransferase 2. Gene Ontology annotation, molecular function: protein O-acetylglucosaminyltransferase activity; protein binding. Lineage: Eukaryota; Metazoa; Chordata; Actinopteri; Salmoniformes; Salmonidae. The record is from RefSeq and is a predicted model, not a curated record. The transcript is spliced from 2 exons. Gene Ontology annotation, cellular component: endoplasmic reticulum. Gene Ontology annotation, biological process: protein O-linked glycosylation via mannose. Bases 362 to 2134 code for a protein of 590 amino acids.